Molecule: messenger RNA, 2627 nt
Organism: Fopius arisanus
Lineage: Eukaryota; Metazoa; Arthropoda; Insecta; Hymenoptera; Braconidae
Gene: mei-9
Product: DNA repair endonuclease XPF mei-9
Biological process (GO): resolution of meiotic recombination intermediates; nucleotide-excision repair involved in interstrand cross-link repair; double-strand break repair via homologous recombination
Cellular component (GO): nucleotide-excision repair factor 1 complex
Molecular function (GO): single-stranded DNA endonuclease activity; single-stranded DNA binding; damaged DNA binding
Source: RefSeq, a predicted model, not a curated record
AUGUUCUAUAUAUAUAUGCAUUGCGUGUGGCGCCCUCCCUCUCUAGGAGUUUAUGGUCACCCGCACCUUUCACACGAGUCCAGCCAGUACAACCUUCUAGUUUACAAUGUAAUCGCGGUGAAUAAUCUACAUGAAGAAAUAUUCAAUGCAAGAACCAUCCCUUCAAGUGCCAUUGUAGAAAUGUUGGACUACGAGAAUCAGAUGUUUUUAGAGGCUCUUCAGGACGAUGGUCUUAUGAUAUCCGCAAAAGGAUUGGGCCUAGAAACAGUUUUUACGAAUAUAUUGAAGGUAUACUCGGAUCCUGGAAAUUUGGUCAUUGUCCUUGGAAUCACAGACCACGAUGAGCAGUUUUUUAUAAGCAAAUUAGAGGCAAUGAAUGUGAAACCACUACCUAGAGUAGUCACUGCACACGUAUCAUCAGGAGAAAGGGAAGCACUUUAUCUCCAAGGUGGAGUUCUAUUUCUUUCGGGACGAAUUUUCGUCGUUGAGUUGUUAAAGUGCAGAGUGCCGUUGAAUUUAGUAACUGGGAUUUUGGUAUGGAAGGCACAUAGAAUUAUGAAUUCAUAUCAAGAAGCCUUCUCUCUUCGAUUGUAUAGACAAAAUAACAAAACAGGUUUUAUUAAAGCAUUUACUGACUCUGCCUUAGCUUUCACGGUCAACUUUUCACAAGUGGAACAAGUUAUGAAAACAUUGUUUCUUAAACAUUUAUUUCUCUGGCCGAGAUUUCAUACUACUGUUAUAAGCAGCUUGUCCAACUACAAGCCAGAAGUAAUCGAACUUCAUGUGAAAAUAACACAAAAAAUGCUUGGAAUUCAGGCAGCCCUUCUUGAUAUAAUGAAUUUCAUAAUUAAGGAGCUCAAAAGGAUAAAUAAAUAUCUAGAUCUGGAGGACUUAAACGCUGAAAAUGCAAUUUCUUACAAAUUUCACAAACAAUUGCAACAUCAACUGGAUCCGAUCUGGCACCAACUUGGUUCUAGCACUAAACAGCUGGUGACUGACUUGAAAUUACUCAGCAACUUCAUGACUCAAUUAACACACGAAUCUUCAGUUUCUUUUUAUGCUUCAAUAAAUCGUUUGAGAACUAUGGAGUAUGCGCUAAAGUCCAGUGGGUGGCUGAUCUUAGAUGCAGUAGAAGAUCUAUUUAUUCAUUCAAAAAGCAGGGUGUACAAUAAUAAGAAUGAGUUCACCCCAGAGCCAUGUCCUAAAUGGAGUGCUCUAUCUGAUAUUCUCCAGGAAAUCCACAUGCAAGGAAAUAAAAUAGAUCAAGAGAUGGAAUUUGGUAAGACUGUAUUAAUCUUGACAUCGGAUGGAAGGACAUGUGCACAGUUGAAGAAUUACUUAACGAUGGGCGCUGGCGAGUAUUUACUAUGGGAAGCCAUGAAGUACCUUAAAAAAAGUGAACAUUUGAAGUCUAACAGGAACGAAGAAGAGCAGACUAGUACUGGAUUUCCUGAACUCCAGGAUGAAAUUCUAGGUCAGGACAAUUAUGUAUUAACGUACACACAGCAGUUACCUGAAAAAACUUCUCAAAACAAGGAACAUUAUUCUACAUUACAGGAUUGUUUGGAGAUUUCAGAUAGUAAUACCAAUUUGCCAUUAUCCGUACCUCUUGUGGUGAUUCAAUCCGUGAAAAGAGGUGGAAAUCCAAUGGCUCUUCAACAAGCAUUACAGGAACACACGCCGAGGUACGUCGUAAUGUAUGAUGCCGAUGUGUCAUCAAUUCGUCAACUUGAAGCUUAUCAGAACUAUCAUCCGACUGUUCCACUGAAAAUAUAUUUCGUAAUUUAUGCAGUUUCUGUUGAAGAACAAGAAUAUUUAACAGCGUUAAGGAGAGAAAAAGAGGCAUUUGAGAUGUUGAUCAACACAAAACAAACGAUGAUCAUACCAUCUGACCAAGACGGGAAAGCAGACAAUGUAUUGACUGUUUCUACCGAAAUUCAUGACCCAAGCUUCCGAAAAGAAGGAAGAGAACUUACCGAUGGAAUUGUCUCAACAAUAAUUGUAGACAUUCGAGAAUUUCGGAGUGAAUUACCUGGGCUACUGCAUAAACGUGGAAUAAAUAUCGAACCAAUGACGAUAAUUGUCGGUGAUUACAUUCUUACCCCGGAGAUUUGUGUGGAAAGGAAAAGCAUAUCGGAUCUGAUUAUGUCUCUUAAUUCGGGAAGACUAUAUAACCAAGCUGUAUCAAUGACUAGACACUAUGCUAAGCCCAUGCUGUUGAUUGAAUUUGAUCAAAAUAAAUCUUUUUGUUUACAGGGUAACUAUUACAUGAGUAAAGAGAUGCGAAGUUUUGACGUAACGGCAAAACUUCAACUGCUCACACUACAUUUCCCACAUUUGAAAAUUGUGUGGUCUCCUAAUCCUCAAGCUACAACUCAAUUAUUCGAGGAACUAAAACAAGGCAGAGCAGAACCUGAUGGAUACGCAGCUAGUCAAAUUGGUUUAGAUGAGUUUGUCGAAAAUAAAAAAAAUGAUGUCGAACGAUUCAAUGCUAAAAUCCAAGAUUUUGUGACCAAAUUACCUGGCAUUUAUACUAAAAAUUUACGUCUCAUCAUGAAUGAUGGAGUAUCUUUAGAUCAUCUAAUCGUACUGAAACAGGAAUCUUUGACAGUGCUUAUGGGGAACUC